AUGUCAGUGCUCGGAAUUGAUAUAGGAAAUGAUAACUCCGUGGUUGCAGCCAUCAACAAGGGAGCCAUCAACAUAGUUCGGAACGAUGUGUCGGAGCGGCUGACGCCUACUAUGGUGGCCUUCACAGAGAAGGAGAGGUUGAUUGGAGAUAACGCGCUAUCCAAAGUGAAGUCAAACUUUAAGAACACAUGCAGGAAUAUAAAAAACCUGAUUGGCAAAUUAGGGACACAGGCUGAGGAGGACGAUAUAGAAUUGAGCGAGUCCUUUGGAAAUAUAGUACCAUGUGAACAUAACUAUCUGGGGUAUGAAGUAGAUUAUAAAAAUGAAAAGGUAGAAAUAAGUGCCGUUCGAGUGUUGUCAGCUCUUCUUUUUUUUUUAAUUAAAUUGGCAGAGAGGUAUUUAGGGAAAGAAUGCAACGAAGUCGUUUUGUCCUACCCCCCUACCUUCACGAACAGUCAAAAGGAAUGUCUCAUGGCAGCGACAAAAAUUAUUAACGUUAAUGCGUUGAGAAUUAUUAGUGAUAACACAGCCGUUGCUUUAGAUUAUGGUAUGUAUAGAAUGAAAGAAUUUAAAAAUGACGUUGGGUCAGUGGUUGUGUUUGUUAACAUAGGUUACGCGAACACAUGUGUGUGUGUUGCUCGUUUUUUCUCUAAUAAGUGUGAAAUUUUGAGUGACGUUGCGGAUACCAAUUUGGGUGGAAGGAAUAUUGACAAUGAACUUAUUAAGUACAUCAACAAUGUGUUUAUUAACUCACAUAAGAUGAACCCGUUGUACAAAGUAAGGUCAACUGAUCUGUGCGAAAUGGGAACAGGAAAACUAAAUCCUUAUUUUGUGACCUCGAACAAUGAAACGAGCCCAAUUAAUAAUAAGAUAAGGGUGAAGCUACAGGACGUUGCAGUGAAGACAAAGAAAAUCCUCUCAGCGAAUAAUGAAACUUCUAUACAUGUGGAGUGCCUUUAUGAAGACCUCGAUUGUCAAGGAUUUAUAAGUAGAGACAACUUUGAAGAGUUGUGUGCCCCAUUUUUUUUAUCUAAAUUGAAAUCCUUAUUAAAUAAAGCCAUGCAAGUAAGCAAGUUGAACAUUUCAGAUGUACAGUCGAUUGAAAUUUUAGGAGGUUCUACUAGAAUUCCAUUCAUACAGAAAUUUUUGCAGCAAUAUUUUGACAAGCCAUUAUCCAAAACGCUAAUUGCUGAUGAGUCUGUCGCCAGAGGUUGUGUGUUGUCAGGAGCCAUGGUUAGUAAACACUACAAAGUCAAGGAGUAUGAAUGCAUAGAAAAAGUGACGCACCCGAUUAGUGUGGAAUGGCAUAAUGUAAAUGAUCCCUCCAAGUCCAACGUGGAAAAAUUAUACGAUACAGAUUCGUUAAAGAAAAAGGUGAAGAAAGUAGUCAUUCCUGAAAAGGGACAAAUAAAGGUCACUGCCUAUUAUGAGGACAGCCCAGAUUUACCACCACACUGCAUUAAAGAAUUGGGUUCAUGUCUCAUCAAAGUAAAUGACAAGAAUGACAAAAUUGUUGAAUCACAUGUGUUGACCACCUUCUCGGAAAGUGAUACCUUCACCUUCUUAGGAGCACAGAGUGUUUCCAAGACGGUUAUUAAAUCUAAAGACGAUAAAAAAAAAAGUGAAGAAAAAAAAGACAUACAAAAAGGGGAUGCAUCAGGUGGGGCAGAAUGUGCAGAUGGUUCAAAUGAAGGGGAAUCAGAUGUGAAGGAUAAGAAAACUAAUGAAGAUGAAUCGAAUGAAGGUAAAGAAAAUAACAUGGAUGGACAAACCCCCAAUGGUAAUGCAACUCUAUCUCACCAGAGUGGAAAUAAAGCAGAAUUGAAAAAAGGAGAAGAAGGAAAAAUACAAACAUGCUACACUACCCUACCUAUCGAGGUCAUUGGAGCUCCAGGAUCAUACAGUACAAAAGAUAUAUACAAUUUUAGUGAGGCUGAAAUAAAUAUGCAGCACAGUGAUUUGCAAGAAGCAGAAAGGUUGAAAAAUAUAAAUGAGUUGGAGACAAUUAUAUACGAAACGAGGAACAGACUAAAUGGAAUGUAUAAAGAUUUUGUAAUGGAUGAAGAGAGAGACUCCAUUUUGCUAGCCCUAGAUGAUUGUGAAAAUUGGAUAUAUGACAAUAUUGAUGAAAACAAAAAUGCCUUUAUAAAGAAAAAGGAACAAAUUAGGGAUAGGGUAAAGGAUAUCAUUUAUAAAUACGAUACGUACACUGCGAAACAGAAUAACUUGGGGAAUAUUUUGAACCAUUUGAAGAAUAUCAUUGCACAGUGUGAGAAAAGACCAUCAGAGGAAAGUCAAAAAAUUAUUUCCAGGACGACAAAUCUGCUCGACAAUAUUAAUGCCAUGCAGGAGAAAGAAAUGAAGCAGCCUUUGUACGAGGCACCGCUAUAUACCCUCAAGGAUAUAGAAAACGAAUUUAACGAAGUUACACAGAUGGCGCAGAAACAUUUCUCCAAACUUGAGGCAGAAGAAUUAGCCAAACAAAAGGAGAAGGAAAAACAGGAAAAAAUGGAGAAGGAGAAAAUGGAAAAGGAAAAGAAGAAACACCAACAGGCUGAUAAAAACGAGGCCGACGAUAAUGGAGACAAGGAUAAUAGUAAGGACGCCAAGGAGACCGACGAGACGGACAACUCCACCAACAAGGACAAUGCAGGCAGCGCGGAGGAGAAGGACAUAUAA
Molecule: messenger RNA, 2679 nt
Organism: Plasmodium fragile
Lineage: Eukaryota; Apicomplexa; Aconoidasida; Haemosporida; Plasmodiidae
Exons: 1
Coding region: 1-2679 (892 amino acids)
Biological process (GO): protein folding
Cellular component (GO): nucleus; cytosol
Molecular function (GO): ATP binding; ATP-dependent protein folding chaperone
Source: RefSeq, a predicted model, not a curated record